AUGGUCUACAACGCUGCAGCGGCGGCGCUCCUGGCGUCCGCCCUGGUCGCCUCGGUGAGCGCGGGCAGCAUCCACGCCGCCCACCGGAACCUGCACAACAAGAGGGCCGCCGAGUACAAGGCUCCCGAGUACAAGGGCCCGCAGUCCGCCAAUGCCUCAUCGUGCGGCUGCACCACCUACACCACCACCUGGUACGGUACUCCCGGCCUCGUGCCCGAGUCUUCGACUUCCUCGUCGGCGCCCGUGACAACUUCGACCCCGGCCCCCGUCAAGCCCACCACAUCGGCUGCUCCUUCGUCCAGCAGCUCUCCAGCUCCCGUGUACUCCGCGCCGAAGCCAUCGUCCAGCUCUCCCGCUCCGGUCUACAGCGCACCCAAGCCAUCCACCAGCUCUUCCGCUCCGGCUUACAGUGCACCGCAGUCCUCGUCCAGCUCUCCCGCUCCGGCCUACAGCGCCCCAGCCUCCAGCUCUUCGCCGGCUCCCAAGCCAUCCACCAGCUCUGCAGCUCCCUCUUACAGCGCCCCAGCUUCCAGCUCCUCGGCGGCUCCCAAGCCGUCCACCAGCUCCGCAGCUCCCUCUUCCAGCGCUCCAGCUUCCAGCUCUUCGCCGGCUCCCACGCCAUCCACCAGCUCCGCAGCUCCCUCUUCCAGCGCUCCAGCUUCCAGCUCUUCGUCAGCUUCCAGCACCUCGGCGGCUCCCAAGCCAUCUAGCAGCUCCAGCAAUGGUGGCUGCGCUGAGAUCGCUCCUAACGGCAACAAGUGGGCUAUGACCUACACUCCCUACACCUCUGGCGGCCAGUGCAAGUCCGCCGACGACGUCUCCAAGGACAUUCUUCAGAUCAAGGCCAAAGGUUUCACCACCGUUCGUCUCUACGCCACCGACUGCUCCGGUCCUCAGAACAUUGGCUCGGCUUGCAAGGAACACGGCCUCAACAUGAUCCUCGGUGUCUACAUCGACUCUGCCGGUAUCAGCAAGGCCCGCGAGCAGGUUUCCACCCUCGUCCAGUGGGGCAAGAGCAACGGCUGGGGCAAGGUCGAGAUGGUUGUUGUCGGAAACGAGGCUGUCUUCAACGGAUACUGCACUGCUGCCGAGCUCGCCGCUUUCAUCGGCGAGGUCAAGAGCUCUUUCAAGGCCGCUGGCUACACUGGUCCAUGCACCACCACCGAGCCCCUGAACAUCCUCCAGGAGAACACCGAAGUCCUCUGCAACGCCAUGGACGUCGUCGGAUGCAACAUCCACCCCUUCUUCAACACGGCCAUCGAUGCCUCGGGUGCCGGUGACUUCGUUUCUUCCCAGCUCAAGAUCGUCGAGGCUCUCUGCAGCGGAAAGGAGGCCUACAACUUGGAGACCGGAUGGCCAUCGGCCGGUGACGCCAACGGUGCCGCUGUUCCAGGUACCUCGCAGCAGAAGACGGCCGUCGAUGCAAUCGUGGCCAGCGCUGGUGCCAAGUCUGCCAUCUUCUCGUACGAGAACGACAGCUGGAAGGCUCCGGGUAACCUCGGUGUUGAGCAGUACUGGGGAUGCGCCGACCUGUUCCAGGACGUCCUCAACGCGGUCUCGGACGUUGUUGACGACGCCACCAAGGCGGUCACCAACAUUGUCUCGGACGUCCUCUAA
Lecanosticta acicola is the source of this 1617-nucleotide messenger RNA. NCBI's taxonomy places the organism in Eukaryota, Fungi, Ascomycota, Dothideomycetes, Mycosphaerellales, Mycosphaerellaceae. The record is from the annotation of a GenBank genome assembly.